Molecule: messenger RNA, 1825 nt
Organism: Ostrea edulis (European flat oyster)
Lineage: Eukaryota; Metazoa; Mollusca; Bivalvia; Ostreida; Ostreidae
Product: toll-like receptor Tollo
Exons: 12
Coding region: 164-1399 (411 amino acids)
Molecular function (GO): protein binding
Source: RefSeq, a predicted model, not a curated record
CAAGCACUUCCGCUCCAAGGAAACUAAUGUAAACAUUUUUCUGAUUUUUCUUUUUUUUUAAUGAAAAGACAACUUUAACAAGGUGUGUAACCAAAAUGUGAUUGUGUUUUAUACGGUACUCCAUUUCUUCCUAGUUCCAUAACAAGCUCACCAAGACAUAGUUAUGGCUAAACAAUUGACACAAGAUUUUGUGGAGAGAAGAAUCCAUCCUCUCACGAUUCAGCCUGUAGAAUGGGGAGUAGAAACAAAAGGCAGCAACUAUGAACUGGACCUAAAGAUGUGUCAGCUGAGAGAACUUGUGUACAGCUUCCACUGGGGGGAUGAGAGGGAGCCACUUUCGAGGUUGUCUUCCGUGAUUGACACACCCUCUAGAAUUCUCAAGAUGGACAUAUCAUUGAAUGAACUGUCAUCCCUAGAACAUGAGAGUUUCAUACCAUUCCAGAAUCUACGGGAAUUGAAUGCAUCACUCAACAAAAUAAACAAAUUCAUAGGAAUAGAAGUCUUAAAGAAGCUUUAUUCUUUGAACUUAUCUCACAACUCCAUAUCUCGAAUUGAGAACCUUGUCCGCAGCAGUUCACUGGUGGAGCUGAACUUAAGCAUGAAUGAACUGGAAGACAUAUCUUACAUGCCAGGCAUGAUGAACCUGAAGAUUCUGAACUUGAACAAUAACAAGAUUAAGUCCUUAGAUGGAGUUCAAGCCCUACCACAAUUAAGAGAAUUGUAUGCUCAAAGAAACGAAGUGACUGAGGUGAUACCCCUGACGAGUUGUUUCCAUCUACAAAUCUUGAAUUUGUCUGGUAAUAGAAUCCACACGCUUCAUAAUGCUGUAGGAGUAUUUGGUCAGCUUAAAAAGCUGGACGUCCUGUCAUUACAUGGAAACCCAAUCGAUAGAGACAGACUGUACCAGACUGAAAUCCUGAGGGAAACUAACAUAAAAACAUUGGACAACAUAUCUGUGCGGCCACUACCAAAACCCACUGUCAGUGUUGAACAUGACCCUGGUGCCAGUCGGCAUAUACAAAACAUCAACGCAUUGAAAGACGCAGCCAAACAAGCCUUUGAAGAACGUAUGAAGGAGUCCAGGGCUAAAAUGGAAGAAAACAUUAACUUCCUGCAAAGGAGAAUUGUGAGUCUACAGAAUGAAUAUAUUGACUAUGAGGAGAAGUUAAAAACUGACCUGGAUGCUUGUUUGAGGUAUUUGGACAAUUUAUCAGCUACCGAGUCGACAGGGGUGCACAGGGACCAUAUAAGAGAUAGUAUUGGCACCCCUCACCCCAAGGUUUGGCAGGGGAGGAAAUCACGCCCCCAGGAAUAUCCAAAGACGGACUACUCAAGCAUCAAAGACACAGACAGGCUACUACAGUUUGCUUCAAAAGAACUUUCACGAGGUGGCACAUGACCUAGAUUGUUUGCACUAGUGUCGAUUGUUUCACACAGAACCACAGUCAAAUACACCACAAACCAAAGUGAUCACGUGUUCACUAGAACUUCAGAAUCUUCACUAUAAUAUCACAUUGACCAUCACCGAUUCUUUGGACUGGAGUGUAACUGUAAGAUACAUUGAUUAUGGAUGUAACAUACGUUACAGUGUAGACAUCUUAGUGCUGUGUGAUUCUUGCGCAGGAUUUGUGGCACUUGCUUUCUGUGAUAUACAUGAAUAUAUAAAGAAUUACAUUCAUGCAAUGGUGAAAAUUUGAAAUGUGGAAAUAUGAUAAUCGAGAAUUUGUAAUCAUCAAGGAAAUGUAAUAAUCAAGAGGACCGUGUUACAAUACAUUAGUUACAGUUGAGAUUUGUUGUUCUUGGUAAUAAAUUGUAUCAAACUUUG